Messenger RNA from Botrytis byssoidea, 1181 nucleotides. RefSeq lists its product as uncharacterized. NCBI's taxonomy places the organism in Eukaryota, Fungi, Ascomycota, Leotiomycetes, Helotiales, Sclerotiniaceae. The transcript has 5 exons. Gene Ontology annotation, biological process: mycotoxin biosynthetic process. The record is from RefSeq and is a predicted model, not a curated record. The coding region runs from base 156 to 1019 and encodes 287 amino acids.
GAGGGGUGGGGGUUUGGUGACGGACUUUCGGUAUUCGGUGCUUCAGAUGGCUAUUUGCGAAAUCUUCAACGACUUCCCAGUUUAACAAGACAGAGAAGCAGUACUACCUACAUUCAUACUCACGCUUCAAUAUUUGAGUUUAAUAAAGGGAAAACAUGGGACAUUCGGAUGAGUCAAGUGUACCAUUUCUUACUGAUUUGGAAAAUGAAUACACGGCGAUUGGGAAAUCUCAUAGAUCAACACUAGACAAUCCUAGAGCCACGAAAUGCUCACAAAAGCAGACUUGUUUUUGGAUAUCAUGUAUAGUUGUCGUUACACUGCUCACAAACACCGCAACAUAUCUCACCACACAUCAACCCCUCAGAAAUCUGGACCAAGUAUGUGCUAAGCAUACAAGUCAAACUUGGAGUCCCAUACUCGAUAAUAUUGACGUUGAAUACGAAACUAUUAGAUUCAAUGGCUCACUGUUCACCAACACUAUAUACAGAGAAGAACCUAGCCCGGAAGUUGAUGAAGCAUGGUUCAAUCUUGGAACAAAAUAUAAGGCAAUAAUCAUCCCACCAGAAGAUGCUCCCAAAGCCGGAAUAUCACUUGAUCAUUUCCGAGUAGAUGAGAAAGAUGGAGGUCCUGGGUAUCCUGCUAUAGUUGAGGUGAUGCAUCAAUUGCAUUGUCUGAAUCUUCUCCGACAAGGGCUCUAUUACAACUCUGAAUAUUACCACAAUCUCGGAGAAGGGCCAUUCAAGAAUGAAGAAUACAUCUUGAAAGCACAUAUAAAUCACUGUCUAGACACCGUCCGCCAAAGUUUGAUGUGUUCAGCCGACACAGGAGCACACCCUUUCUUGUGGGCAAAGUCUGGAGAUCGUGUUCACUUAUAUCCGGACUUCAACCGUGAUCACAAAUGUAAGAAUUUUGAUGAUAUAAGGCAGUUUGCAGAGGAACAUCAGGCACCAUGGCGUGAAGAUGGUCAGUUGAAUGUGCAGCCAAAGGACGGAGAAGUUAUUUUACCAGCAAUUCCAUGAUUUGGGAACUCAUAUCCUGGAGAACAAUAACCCAUUUAAUUUGACAUACAUUGAAUCAUUCCAUCAUUUUCGUCGUUCUUUCCCUCGUAGCUAACAUCAUCUCAUAAAAAUCAUUUAUCGUGUCCUUCCCCCCUGCCCCAAAUCCUUACCCGCCUGAAGUUG